Pieris brassicae (large cabbage white) is the source of this 2953-nucleotide messenger RNA. RefSeq names its product sorting nexin-7-like. The transcript has 10 exons. The record is from RefSeq and is a predicted model, not a curated record. Lineage: Eukaryota; Metazoa; Arthropoda; Insecta; Lepidoptera; Pieridae. Gene Ontology annotation, molecular function: phosphatidylinositol binding. Bases 348 to 1691 code for a protein of 447 amino acids.
UCAUAAAUCAAAAUUAUUCGAUCUUGUUAUUACAUUCUAAAUUAUUAUUUCCUAUUCUUAAAAAAUAAAAUGUUUUGGCAUAACAUAUUAAUUUGUUGAUAUUAAAACUUAUUGAAAUUUCACUUAGUACCAAAUUAUAAUACGGUGAUGUGAUAUUAUUUAUAUUUAAUUCAAUCUAGUGCAUGUAGAUGCAUUAUCGAUCGCGAAAUUGCAAAUUAGGUUGAACUACUUUUUAUUAAUUCCAUAUCAGUGCAGUGAUAUCUUAUGUAAACUAGAUACCUACGCCCCCUUUUCACAUUACUUCAUACUUUUACGGAUUUUUUACACCUUUAAUAAAAGAAAGAAAAAUGGCAAGUGAAAGUAGUUCAGCAGUUUUAGAUUUGAAUGAUGUGGACACAACUGAUACAGAAGUAGGCAGUGUCACAGAUGAUAGAGAGGGUUCUCCCCUCAUCAUGGAAACGGGAUAUGAUAUUGCUGUUAAGGUAGAUGCACCCAUGAAACAGCUGUCGACUCUAGAAACAUUUGUGACGUUUCGCGUCCGAUGCGUUUGCGCUCGAUGGCCUGCACCACCCUACGUUAGGCGACGGUUUAACCAUUUUAAGCUACUUCACAAACGCCUCUCGGCUGCACAUCCAUUAGUGGCGAUACCACCGCUGCCUCCGCUUCAUUCAGCGAGGCAGCAGCUCGAUAGAUAUUCGCCGUCGUUCGUCGCUGUGCGAGCUUUGGCGCUUGAUGCUUUUAUGGAGAGAAUCGCAAAACACCCAAUUUUAACACACAGCGACGACUUUAGACUUUUUGUGACGACACCAGACGGUGAUAUUGAUAAGGUAUUUAAAAGUGAGAACGGCGCUUUAAAUUUGUGGGGGCUUAGUACAGCGCUGUAUGGGAACAACGAGGCAAAGGUCACUAAUGGCGCUAGAGUAAAAGACCCGGAGUUCACCUCGGCAGGUGAUUACAUGCAGUCGUUGCAGACGAAGUUGACAGCACUCUGCACUCUCACGAACAAGCUGUACAAGGGGUCCGUCUCGCUCAGCAACGAGUAUACAGGCAUGCGGCGCGCCUGCGACGCGUGGGCCAGCCAAGUGGGCGGGAGGAGCUCGCGGGCCUGCGCCGCCGUGGCUAGGGGGUGCGCCGGCGCAGCUGCUGCCAGAGAAAGAGCCCCGCUCAAGUAUAAAGCCAUUUUGCCCCUGUUGGCCGCAUAUGCCAAUGCCCAUUUGGACAAGAUCAAGGCAAGAGAUGCGUUGCAUGCUGCAUACGUCGCUGGCAACAGUGCGACAGGUGACAGUCAUAACAGGCUGGAGCAGGCCUCGGAGGCCCUCCGCUCCGAGCUAUCGGACUGGAUCCCGAAGACGCGGCGGGAAGUGAAGAGCCAUCUGCUGGAGCUGGCCGACAGACAGGUGGCGAUCCACACUCAGUCGCUGAUGGCCUGGGAGGCGGCGCUGGAACUCUCGCACGAGGCGAACGUCGGAGAACUCUUCAAAACGGUAUCGAAAACGGCCGUGCAAAACCUCUCCCCCUCCAAGUGUCCGACGGACGUCGAGAGCGACUACGGCGACGGGACCAUCGAGGACGAAACGAACGAUCCGAAGCAGAACGGCAUGAACGGGGAGAAGGAGGAGGAGAAGUCCUCAGAAGAGGAGAAGGAGUUCGCGGACCCUCUGCAGAAGUUCACCGAAGUGGAGUUGUCCUGAUUGUGCGACACUCUGUUCUGCGAUGUGUUCAAGCAGAUCACUCUUUGAACUUCUCGUGAUUCGGUUAAGUGAUAAGCUUCGACUCCAUCUGUGGAACCGGCUGCCCACCACAAAGGUCCUACAAAGAGCGUACCGACUCCAAAGAGGCAGGUGAACCUUCUGAUUCACUAUUAGUGGAGGGUCUUAAUAUACCUUUAUUAAUCUACCAAUUACACACUAGUCACCUCUCAUAAAGCCCAACUAAUUGUAGUGCCACAACCAUACAUGAACCGCUCCUCCAGUCAGGAGCAGAUGUGUCCGUUGCCCCAUCGGGGCAAAGAUCUUGGGUAAUGCAUAAUAUUAGAUAUAAAACAAAUUGUACUUAAAUGUAUCGAAUAAUAAUAAUAACAGUGCCAAAUGUAAGGUAGAAGUUGUUAUCAGUAGCCAAUGUAUUGGAUGAAGGUAAUGUCAAAUUUAGUUUUCAUACUUCAUCGCUAGACAUAACCGAUUGGACUGACAGUGCCACAUACUUGACAGGUAAGUGUGUCACUGUCAUGGAUCUUAGUAUUGCCAGUAAAUAACUAACCAUUAUAAGAGGAAUAAUUACAAGUCAUGCAGGCUUACUUAAUAAUUAUUUGAAAAUCUGGAAAAUACAGUUCUGGGCUUAAAUGUGACACAAACUUAGGAACAACUUUGUAUGGAAUAAAAAUAAAUACAUUUUUGUUGGAUUUUUAUUUAAUGUAAUAGUAAAAUUAUUUAUUUUACGCAUCAAAUGUCAUGAUCACUGACAUUUUGAAAUGUCAAACUGACAUUUCAAAAUGGCGACGGUAGUUUCAAUUUCAGCCGCUGGCCAAGAAAAGUACGUGGCACUGUAAUUGUCUAUGACAGUAUGAAUAAUCAAGUGUCAUUGAGACUAAUCUGUUUAAAACAAUAUUUUAAAAGAGUACGAACGUCACUCUGAACUAAACUUUCUAGAAGAGACAUAAUAUUUCUCUCUUCUCUGUCCUAUUUGACUCUAUGGAAAACGUGUUUUUAAGAGUAGUCUGUAUAAAACAUGACUUUCAAAUUCGUGCGAAGCAAACUAAUAUGUUAAAAAUCGUUAAUUGAUCAAUAAAAUUUAAAGUAUUAUUUUUACGUCAGUCACGUAACACAAACACAGAUUAGAUCGAAUCGAUCAUGACGUAAAGUAUUUUAUACAGAUUAGUCCAAUGACCACAGAUUACUAUUUUUAGUCGAAAUUUUAUCGACUUAAUGUAAAUAUUGUAUUUAUUGAAAUAAAUCAC